Molecule: messenger RNA, 6330 nt
Organism: Lingula anatina
Lineage: Eukaryota; Metazoa; Brachiopoda; Lingulata; Lingulida; Lingulidae
Biological process (GO): DNA integration
Molecular function (GO): nucleic acid binding
Source: RefSeq, a predicted model, not a curated record
AAAGCCUUGAAAAUUCAUCUGUAUCUACCUGUCUGGAGGGUCCAUACGUCAACAUGGAGGAUUCAGAGGUCAACACAGAAGGAAGAAAGAGACAAUUGACAGAAAAAGGGACAGAGCACUUACACAGUAAGAUUAGUCCAAUUACGACCAAGUUAGACAAGUUAAGUGCCCACAUAGAUACUGAACUUAUGAACUUUAGCUGUUGUGACUUAAAGGAGAUUGAAGAGAUUCAAAUUAUUAAGGACAGUAUCUGUACAUUAUGGAGCAAAUAUCAAGAAGUUUUCACAGAACUUAGUGGUGUCCUGAAGAGGAACCCUAGUGAUUUUAGCGAUGAAGAAAGAAUGAUAGCCCAGGGCAAAUUUGCGUCAACACAGACUAAAGUGGACAUGGUUAUGGCAAAGAUAGACAAAUUUUUAUUUGCUCAAAUAAAAAGGCCUGGUUCAAUCAAAAGUGAAAGGUCGAUGCUAUCUACCCAGUCCCUCCUAGCCCAACAAAAGGCCAAACUAGAGGCAGCCAGAGUGAGGCUAGAUUAUGCCCAAAGAGAAGCGGAAUUUAAAAGCGUCCAGGCUGAAAUGGAAAAGGCCAGUCAGGAAAUGAAAACCAAAGUCAAGAUCUUAGAGACAGAGAAAGAGCUGGCAGUCGCUGAGGCAGAGUAUCAAGCUGUCAAGGAGAUGAGUGAAGAAGACGAUGAUAAGGCGUCCAGUGUCUCUUUACAGAGAACCCGUACACAACGUACGAGAGCAUAUGUGGAGACUGGCCCUCACACGGGUAACAAUAUUCUCUCCCAAGCAGCUACGUUUCCUGCCACCAAGUUUGUUCCUAGUCGCAGUGAGAUCCGUGCUCAGGAACCUAAUACCAGUACUGGGAACCCCUCUACAGAAAGAAUGUAUUUAGCCACAGAAUUUUCCAAGCACCUUCUCAGAAAGGAUUUGCUUAUGACUAGAUUCAUGAAUUUCAAUGACGAGCCGCAAGACUACCCAGCAUGGAAAGAAAAUUUUAAGUCGAUAAUUCAAGAACUCGGUGCCAAUGACAGAGAACAGUUGGAUCUACUAGUGAAAUUUUUGGGACCUAAAUCAUCACAACAGGCUAGGAGUCUGCGAAAUGCAAGUGCUAAUGAUGCUUCCUUAGCAAUACGCAGGAUAUGGGAAAGACUUGAGGAAAGGUAUGGCCGUCCUGAACUAAUAGAUGCUGCUCUCAAGUCAAAGGUUGCCAGUUUCCCAAAGAUAAGUGGACCAAAUGAGUAUCCUAGACUGUACGAGCUGUUGGACAUCCUUCACGAGAUUGAAUUUAAGAAAGAAGACCCUGCAUAUAAAGAUUUGUUAUGUCAGUGGGAUACAUCUACAGGGGUCAAUUUAGUGCUGCAUAAACUGCCCUUCUUUCUUCAGAAUAAGUGGAUCGAUAGAGCAGCCAAAUAUAAAUCCACACACUCGGUCCCAUACCCACCCUUUGAAGACUUUGUAGUCUUUGUUAGAGAAAUGUCUAGUCGAUGCAAUGACCCGAGCUUCUCCUUUUCUUUCCCGGCUCCUGCCAUGGUCAAGAAACAACCUCCCAAAUCCAAGGUGUCAACAUUCAAGACGGAAGUUGCCAAUCCACCCUUAGAAAGGGGAAGGAACCUGUGUCCACUUCAUAAUGUGGGUCACUCUCUGAAUACAUGCAGAGCCUUUCGCAAGAAAUCCAUUGAUGAGCGUAAGAAGAUAUUAAAGGAGAAUCACAUCUGUUAUCGUUGCUGUGAGACCAACAUGCACCUUUUCCGUGACUGCAAAAACGAAGUUAAAUGCCAGGUAUGCGGCAGGACGAACCAUGCCACAGCCAUGCACAUCGAAAUCACAAGGUUGCAAGGUGACAGUGGGGAGACACCUAGUCCCAACGAAGACAGCAUUACUACGAAAUGCACCACACUCUGUGGAGAAGGUUUUUCAGGCAGAUCUUGUGCCAAGACCAUUUUGGUAAAUGUAUUUCCAGCGGGACAACCAGAGAAGUCCAUAAGGGUAUACGCAGUCCAUGAUGACCAAAGCAACAGAACUCUUGGUAACUCAUCAUUGUUUGAUAAACUUCAGUUGGCCAGUGAGCAACGCCAUUACACUGUGUCUUCAUGUUCUGGGACAUCGAGGAUAACAACUAGAUAUGCAACCAAUUUAAUAGUUCAGUCUGUUGACAAAUCUUGUGAAAUCAAGGUGCCUAACAUCAUAGAGUGCAGCGUGCCAAAUGAGAGAUCCGAGAUUCCUACCCCUGAAGUCACCAGUCACUUUGAACACCUGGCUCCUUUAGCGAACUCCAUUCCUCCAUUGGAUACUACAGCUCAGAUUGGUCUUUUGAUCGGCAGGGAUGUCCUUGAAGCUCAUCAUGUACAACAACAGAUAGUUGGUCCACGUAAUUCACCUUUUGCUCAGAAGUUGCCUUUGGGGUGGGUAGUCGUAGGUGAAGUAUGUUUGGGACAGUUCCACAGACCAGAUCUAACUGUGGUCAACGCUUACAAAACACAUUUCACAAGAGGUGGACGUCCAACAAUCAUGAGCCCAUGUACUAGUGGCAUGAUUAUCAAAGAUUCAGUUGCUCCUGAAGAUAACAUUUUCAAGACUACAAGGCUAGAUGAGCGUGUUGGUAUGUCGCAGGAUGAUGUUGCCUUCCUGACCGUAAUGGAAAAUUCUAUGGUCAAGGAUGCAGAUGGACACUUGAAGGCUCCUUUGCCUUUCAAACAUCCGAGACCUACUCUUCCCAAUAACCGACCUCAAGCGUUGAGGAGGGCAAGACUUCUAGCAACCUCAUUGAAGAAAAACACCCAAAAAGAAAAGGACAUGGUGGAGUUCAUGGGUCAGAUUAUUGAAUCUAGAGCUGCAGAAGAGGCGCCGAAGCUUGCACCUGAAACGGAAUUUUGGUUCUUACCGCUCUUUGGAGUUUAUCAUCCAAGAAAGCCGAACAAAAUUAGAGGGGUCUUUGAUUCUUCAGCAGAAUAUGAAGGGCUUUCAUUGAACAGCGUUUUACUUUCUGGGCCAAACCUCACGAAUAGCUUAUUGGGGGUGUUGUUACGGUUCAGAAGAAACAAGGUUGCAAUUACAACAGACAUUCAUCAAAUGUUUUAUUCAUUCCGGGUGAAUGAAGAGCAUCGAAACUUCUUACGUUUCUUCUGGUUCAGGAAUAAUGACCCUAGAGAAGAUAUGAUAGAGUACCGCAUGAGAGUGCACGUUUUUGGUAAUACACCUUCACCAGCAGUGGCCACCUAUGGGCUCCGAAAGGCAGUUGAAGAUGCGGAAGAUGAUGUACGGAACUUUGUACACAGAGAUUUCUAUGUUGAUGAUGGACUUGCCUCGUGUCCAACUGAGUCGGAAGCCAUUAGCCUUGUAAAGAGGACCCAGGCGACGUUACAAAACAAUGCCAAGAUAAAGCUGCACAAGAUCGCAUCGAAUUCUCCAGCAGUCAUGAAAGCCUUUAAAGCAGAAGACCUUGACAAAUCCCUGAGAUCUAUAGAUUUGUUUGAAGAGGAGUUACCGCAGCAAGCCAGCCUAGGUCUUGUCUGGGAAUUAAAGGACGAUGCGUUCAUCUUCAAGCUCAACAUGCCAGAGAGACCACCUACGAGAAGGGGAAUUCUAUCAGCAAUCAGCAGCAUAUUUGAUCCCCUAGGUUUCCUCACUCCUAUCACUACAGGUGGUCGAAUUCUUCUUCGUGAGAUUACGGAGAGUGGAGUAGAGUGGGACCAGCCACUAGUUGAAGAUUUGAAGACGAAGUGGGAGGCUUGGAAAAGCUCAUUGAAUUUGGUAGUAGAUCUACAAUUUCCACGCAUGUUUGUGCAUAACUCGUGGUGUGAAGCAGAUUAUCUCAAAGUCCACGUCUUUGCCGAUGCCUCUGAAAGUGCCAUAUCGGCAGUAGCCUUCGCUCAAGUAGUGUUUGGACAAGAGGUUCAGUCUGGUUUUUUGAUGGGGAAGUCAAAGCUUUCACCCCCAGGAGGAACAACGAUUCCUCGUCUAGAGUUAUGUGCUGCCGUCCUGGCCACAGACUUGGCAGAUACCGUCAGUGGGUUUUUGGAUGUAAAGCCAGAAGAUUUUGUGUACCACUCUGACAGCAAGGUUGUACUUGGGUAUUUGUACAAUCGAACAAAGCGCUUCUAUACAUACGUGUCCAAUAGGGUGCAGGCAGUGCUCAAGCGCUCUAAAGCCCACCAGUGGCAGUACAUUCCAUCCCAGAAGAAUCCAGCUGAUUGCGGUACCAGAGGUAAUUACCCAGUCAAGGAUUUUACGCACAGUCUUUGGAUCAAUGGGCCAGACUUGUUAAGAUGUGAAAACAUCAUCACUUCUCAAACCCAUGACUUAGUGAACCCUGCAAAUGACAAAGAAAUCAGACAAGAAAUCUCUGUUGCGAAAAUAGCCGUCACCUAUGAUUUACAAUCAAAAUUCGAGAAGUUCUCAACCUGGCCGUCGCUGAUUAGAGCAUUUUCUGCAUUGAAGAGACGUUGUAGCAAGCGUCCAGAAUACAAGGAGAGCCCUAAUCUGAAAACUAUUGAAGAAACUGUGAAAACUGAGAACUUACUCAUCAAGGUUUCGCAGGAUGCUUGUUUCCCAAACGAAAUGUCGGCGCUGCGAGAAGGUCAGCCUCUUUCCCAUAGGAGCUCGAUUCUUGCUUUGAGUCCCUUUCUAGAUCAAGAAGGGAUUAUGCGAGUAGGGGGGCGCCUGAACCAAGCACCUGUUGCCUUUGACGAGAAACAUCCAGUCAUUAUCGAUGGAAAAUCGCACUUUGCCAAGUUGCUGGUAGCACAUUUCCACAGAGAAGUUUUCCAUCAAGGAAGACUAAUAACAGAAACAGCCAUUAGAAAAAGGUUUUGGAUAACAGGAGUCAAGAGGAUCAUUUCCUCCAUGAUAUACAAGUGUGUUCCUUGUAGGAAAUUGAGAGGUCGAGUAAUGAAUCAACAAAUGGCAGACCUCCCAAAGGACCGACUUACUUCUGGGCCCCCCUUUGCAAUUGUAGGAGUGGACGUCUUUGGACCAUGGUCAGUUGUGGCACGUAGAACCAGGGGUGGUAUGGCAGAAAGCAAACGGUGGGGAGUUCUGUUUACUUGUUUAUUUACAAGAGCCGUCCACAUCGAGUUGGUAGAGAGCAUGAGCAGUGACGCUUUCAUUAAUGCCAUGAGAAGAUUUGUUGCCAUAAGAGGUCCCGUCACCGAGUUCCGAUCUGACAGAGGGACUAACUUUGUAGGAGCAUUAGAAGAUGUUCAAGCACAAGGAAUUUUUGUGGAAGGCGGUCCUGUUCAAGAGUACCUAAUCAAACACAAGAUAAUCUGGAGAUUCAACCCUCCACAUGCUUCCCACAUGGGAGGGAUUUGGGAGCGCAUGAUAGGGAUAACCAGAAGGAUUUUAGAUGGCAUGUUUUUGAACCGAUGUCAGAAACUUACCCAUGAUGUGUUAUGUACCUUGAUGCAUGAAGUUAGUGCUAUUAUAAAUUCUCGCCCGAUCGGCCCAAUAUCCACAGAUCCAGAUUACCCUGAGGUUAUUACCCCUGCCAUGCUUCUUACCCAGAAGACGGAAGGGUUGCCUGCACUCACUGAUUCAGUCAACUUGCGAGAUAUAUACCGAUCUCAAUGGAAACAUGUCCAAGUUUUGGCCAACACAUUCUGGAAAAGAUGGAGACAAAGCUACCUGCAGAAUCUACAAUCAAGAUCCAAGUGGCAAAUCAAACAACCAGACUUGAAGGAGGGUGACAUUGUUUUGCUUCGUGACAUCAAUUGUAGCAGAAAUGAAUGGCCUAUGGGACUUGUAGUGAAAACAUUCCCGAGUAAAACUGACAAGGCAGUUCGUACAGUGGAAGUACGAGUAAAAGGAGGGAAAACAUUUGUGAGACCUUUAACUGAAUUGAUACUUCUUGUGGAUUAAUGAGAAUAGUGCUUGGGCAACAGACAUUUUCAACUGUAGUGUUAUUAGCUGGGUUCAUUAUAGUUUAUUAGUGAUGUUUACACAUCAAGUGGGGAGUGUGUUGCCCCCGACUUUGAUUCCUUGUUUUGAACUGUACCAGAUGGUUGAUAGAAAUUAAUCAGGUUAAAUUUCAUUUGUUUAUGUUUUUAGCUUACAUGUUUAUUUUAAAUUCACAGUGUGUGGUAUCUAGUGAGUAUUGCACGUAAUACAGAUUCAUUCUCAUUUUUUGUGCCACCUAGUCUUGAUAUUAGUUGUGUCCAGGAAUGCGGUGUUACUCACGAUCAGGCCAUUUUAUGUCACUGUUUCUUUCAAGUUACUUUUAUCUAUCAUUGAGGCUCCAAGGCUUUUUUACGGUGAUGUACAAUAAAGAUAGCUUACAUCAAUACCGUUGUCUGCUGUCAUUCCUCUGCGUCCAAUAGGAAGUGGCAGUACA